CCCCGCCCCUAUUCCCCCCCUGUUGUAGGUUGGUCUCCGCUCGUUCCCGUCACCAUGGGCAACAUCUUUGGGAACCUGCUCAAGAGCCUCAUUGGGAAGAAGGAGAUGAGGAUCCUGAUGGUGGGGCUGGACGCGGCCGGGAAAACCACCAUCCUCUAUAAGCUCAAACUGGGGGAGAUCGUCACCACCAUCCCCACUAUUGGGUUCAACGUGGAGACGGUGGAAUAUAAGAACAUCAGCUUCACGGUGUGGGAUGUGGGGGGGCAGGACAAGAUCCGGCCC
Molecule: messenger RNA, 282 nt
Organism: Coturnix japonica (Japanese quail)
Lineage: Eukaryota; Metazoa; Chordata; Aves; Galliformes; Phasianidae
Source: RefSeq, a predicted model, not a curated record